GCCAAGCAGUGAGCGCGCUUCGAAUGCAUUUAAAGAGCUAGAGAAUAAAAGUAGCGUCUUAAAGUGGUCACAAAGAGGAACGCUCGAUUUGAUUUUCUAAACUUGACUGAAUUUUCUUCGAUCACGUGAUAGUCCUAUUGGGAAGACAUGGGCUAUCAUCUUCACCGCGUUCUUUCAGGUAUCGGCUGCAUUCAUUAUAUUUUUCAUGCCUUUUUGAGCGUCGGUGCGUCUUUGCGGUAGUGUUGUUAGCAGCGGUCCGAGUGUUACGAUGUCAGUGGAACAAAGAUCGCUAUAGAAUUAGCGCGAGGCAUCUACAUACAGUUGAAAUUUUAUGACUACAACUUGCGAUGUUCGUAUGCUGUGAACUAUUCGAAUGAGCAGCAAUGGCGAAGCUGCAGAAACAUGGAUCCUACAUGACAAUGACCCAACUGUCCGUAUUACUUGUAUUUUUUUUUUCUAUAUUCCUGUUAGAAGGAGUAAAAUGUACUUUAAGUGGGUAAUCAUUCAUCUACGGGUUAAAAUUCGCUAUUCUUUUACUUUUAUUAGGCUAUGAACGAAGUAAACGGGAUACGAGAUUAUGUACAAACGAUUGUCUCUCUACAUGUUAUGUGAUUACAUCGAUUUGGUAGUGGCCUAUUCAUUUAUACUGCGCGUCAUCUCCAAAACGAGAUCCUCGAAGUGAGUUUAUUGUCAAUUUAUCCCCUUUUGCCGUAGAAAUGGCUUCAUUAUUUGACAGUCUCUUCAUUUAUCUGCGUCACCGCGUCAACUGUUAUUAACUGCCCACUAAUCAGCCCCGACCAAAGCUAGACCUACAAUGAAAGGGUCGUGAGUGACUGCCAUAAAGAAUGCGCCAUUCGUUUAGCGUAGAACUCCCUCUGCCAAUGUGGCAACCUGUGCGUCACCACAACGGCUGUUAACAUGUAGCAGCGCUUCUAGUGUAAGCAUAAAUGUUGCUAUCAUCUUACAGAAAGUGAGUAAAAAAAGUAAAGCUGGUCCUGCUGUAGGAAGCCAGCUAGACAAAGCGGACAAGACGAGAAGAAACGGCGAGGGCUAUCGCUGCUGGCGGCGAGGCGGUGCAUGAAAGGGCAGCCUCGGGGGUUCCAACUCAUCCACAUACCCGCUCCAUUUGACAGUAGGAAGCAGCUACUGAGUUGCAGUGCCGCCUGCCAAUUUCACCCUCGCCCAUCGGAAGUGUUCUCCGCGCGCAAACCUUCAGUUGAUCAGUGCAUAGUGCAGUUCAAAAAGCCACGCGCUGGGUGGAGUACUUACCAGUGAUGCUAUCGCCGAAUGCUAGAUCAGCCGGUAGAACAGCGGCUGUGUGGAUGGCUGAAUAUUGACAACGCAAUGAUCGGGCCCGAUUUAUUUGGUACUCCUUUAUUUGGUCUUAGCAGGCAAUCAAUUGGGAGUUGUGAGAGUUCGUGUAGCAUGAUGUGACACUGUUUAUGUGGACUUUUCCAUAAGCUUCUUCCUUAUAUUUUUGUUCGGAUUGAAAAGAAACAAAUCGACAAGAGCCGGUGGAUAAGUGAUAAUGAUUAUAUCUAGAUACGCCGAAAAGUCAAAAUUAUUCGUAGCGCUAAUUAUUACUUGAAGAGUACUAAGCGGCGCCCGUUAGUUUAAUAACGUAUGCCUACAGCUUUGUGACCAAUGUAUGAGUGAAUUCAGGACGGAACGUACUUAAUUGCCAUAUAAGGACCAGGUUCUACUGAGCACUCCGAAUUGUUCUCUAAAAGGUUCAUGUACUCAUUCAAGACCUUACUUAGAAUGUUUGCAAGUUUGCCCUCUCAACGUUAGAAAGAACCUGUGAAUUACGUAUGUAUACUAGACUAGUUAUCCGAGCUUCCAUCUUCACUGCGAUUCACAGUACCUCCAAGUGCAGUUCAACCAUUCCUACCAUUAGCAUUAAGCUGGAGACUCGAUCAGCAACGAGUAUCCAGGAGUAAUAGACGAGAUAGUGGAAAUAAUGUGAUGUCGCUUUGAUACUAACAACCUCCUAAGCGGCUCCUUCCCUCCCUAAUGCCCGUACUCCUCCGUAUGCCCGAGCUCCGUUUAACACAUGGCUACUCGAGUGACAAACUGUCCGGCUAGAGCGUUGUUGGUGCUCCUGCUGGGCGUUAUGGUGGCUGUUCUAUCAAAGGGGGUGUUCUGCCUUCCAACUUCUCGUCCUCAGGGACUGCCGCUCGGUGACCUAGUACGCAGGCAACCCGGAUCAUCACUGGACACCGGUGAAACUAUACAUGGUACAGUAACCUUAGAACAACAGCAGCGGCGAAUGGAGCAAAAACAGGACAUAGUCAACUAUCUGCGACGUUUCGGCUAUAUAAAUAACGAUUUUUCGGCGCGGUCCUUCGUGUCCAAUAUCUACUCAGCAGAAGAUUCAUUGUCGCGCGCCAUCCGUCGCUUUCAAAGGUUCGCGAAUCUACCAGUCACCGGGAAAGCGGACGCGGCCACAAUAGCUCGGAUGGCGCGACCUAGAUGCGGUAUGAGUGAUAUUGAUUGGGGUCGUGAAAGCGUCAAACGGAGAAAGCGAUAUAUUGUACACGGUGAUCCUUGGUCAAAAAUGAACCUCACCUAUAGUAUAACCGAUUGGCCAUCAAAUUUGGAUGUCAACUUCGUGCGACAAAAAAUCGGAAAGGCAAUUAAUGUAUGGUCAAGGCAUUCACGACUCGUAUUCACGGAGACUCGGGACGUAAAAGCUGAUAUUCUCGUCAAGUUCUUGAAGGGGCGCCAUGGCGAUGCGUACCCAUUCGACGGCCCGGGAAUGGUUCUGGCACACGCCUAUUUUCCUGGCAACGAUAUUGGAGGUGACGUACACUUCGACGCCGACGAGAAUUGGGGAGGCAAUAUGGCGACUCUGGGGGUGGAACUAUUUGUUGCCGGUGCCCAUGAGUUCGGCCAUUCGAUGGGUUUGGCUCACGUAUCUGAGCCUUCAUCGCUUAUGUACCCUUGGUACCAGGAUAGUCCACACUUCACGGAGAAUUCGUUUGUGCUACCUCAAGAUGAUAUCCAAGGCAUACAGCAUCUAUACGGUCGUCCGGAGCGGGCUGUCGAUUCUUCAGCACGUUAUUAUGUGACAACCCGACGUCCGCUGAUGGCAACGACGACGCGACGUGGAGAAGUUUUCAUCAGUCCAAGGGAGCAGCCACCGGAACCGUGCGCUGUGGAUAGCAUUGACGCGAUUUCAAUCAUUCGAGGAGAAACGUUUAUUUUUAAAGGUAAAUACUUCUUUCGUCUAAACAACGACCUUCAGAUAAUGAGCUCGCACGCAUUUGAGGUGAGUCGGCUGUUCCGUGGCUUUCCUACGGAAACUUCGGAGGGACGGGACGUAACUGUUGACGCUGUCUACGAAAAUCGUCGCGGAGAAAUUCAUUUCUUUAUCGGACGGGAGUUAUAUGUCUUCCAAGGGCAAACAUUGAAGCCCGGUUACCCUCUUCCGAUCUCUUCGCUUGGACUCCCUUUGAACAUCAGUAAGAUCGAUGCUGCGUUUAUAUGGGGCUACAACCAGAAGAUCUACUUCUUUCACGAAAACUUGUAUUGGCGAUUCGAUGAAUACGAUGGAAGGGUCGAGCCCGACUAUCCGCGUCAUAUACGAAGCUGGGGUGGUGUUCCUCCAAAUCUUGAUGCUGCCUUUACGUGGACCGAUCAGUCCACGUACUUCUUCAAAGGACGUCGCUUUUGGCGGUUCCACGACAAAAGGAUGUCAAUCUUCAAUGACUCCGGAUCGAUCGUACAAUUUUGGUUCGGCUGCUACGGGCACGCGUAUAGUAGAGCCAGCGUAGCUGCAUAUUUGACAGUAUUGCUUGCCGCGCUGUUACCCACCGUAUUGAAUGGUGUCCUGUUCUACGAGUCGUCGACAUCUCGGUGACUCGAAGUUUGCCUAUAGACAAUCGUAAAUUCUCAAGAUAGUGAUUUCGGCUUGGAGCUUAUUCUCAAUAUCGAAUUCGUUUUGAGUGCGUAUCAUUGACUAAACGUGUUCCAACGCGCAGCCCUAAAGAAUGAUUGCGAGAGCGUAGAUUUUCACAUGUAGAACCAGAACGUCGUGAGCUCAUGCGCGUGGGGUGUGUUUAUACCUGUAAAUCAUAUAUAUAUAUAUAUAUAUAUAUGGAAAAACGUACAAAGUGAGAAGUAUGCUUAUCUGCUGUUUUGACCUUUCCAGUGCUUCGUAAUUAUCUACUGUACUUAGCAAGGCAACGAUGCGAGGCUAUAUAGAAAUUUAUCAUGCAAAAAAGCUACGCGACAAACAGGUAGAUAGCUGGAUCUGAAGACACACGGCGUUUACAUGACUCCAUAGUGGGCUGACGGUAAAAUAUGACUAGAUCUUUGACGGGCUUUACAACGUGUUUUACAACUUGCUCUAUAGGACACAUAUUGUAAUUCUACAUUGGUUGAAAUGUGUAUUUCUCACAUGACGUUUUGGCCAAACGACCCGUUGUUCCUAAUAUAAUUGCAUUGAAUUAUAUGAUUUCUAAAGUCACGCAUUACCUAAGCGUUGUAAAAAAUACUUCCGAUACGAUCCGAACUCUAACGAGUAUUUUUGUGGACAAAAACCUUUUUACUACGUGGUUCCUUCUACUGUAAGCAUGAGGUCUUAUCUUAUAACAUAGUUAGAUUGUGAUGUAUAUGAGAAAUAAUUUAAUAACGAUAAGUAAUUUUGUUCAGCUCGUAAACUGCCUACCAAAUAGAUAAUUGCAUCUAUAUAAUGAAUAAUAACUUAGGCUAUAUACAGUUUUAACACAGGUGCUACAGUUACCCUUGCUGAAUUUCAUUGUGGGGUGCACUAUUCUGUGUGAAAACGCACACGGAGACAUUCGAAAUACUUCUCCGACUUCGCGGAUGUCCAGUGUACUAUCGUACAUGUUUGUACUGUAGACUACAGAUAUGAAACUGGCCAAUUUUUUUCUAAGGGCUGAAGUCUCUGCGCGCCGCUGUCGCCGAUUUAAAAUUGACUAAUGACAUAUGGCAAUUGUGCAAACAGAUUUCCAUCAAGAUCUCUAACAGUGCGCACCUACCAGCACAUAAACGUAGAUUUCUAAAAUGCGAAAGCAUUUGUCCGAGACGCUGUCAAAGCGACCAGUAAUAAGAUAUAUUGACGAAACACAAGGCUUAACAAAAAAAAGAAAAAAAAAAAAGAGUAAAUCUGAGAUUUUCAGCGAGGAGAAACCUAACACGCUGCUUCAAACGGCUAUUCCUCUAUCCAAAUAAAUUCAAGUGUAAAUUCAAAAUAACCGCUGUAGGUUUCCGCUCUCGACUGAUCACCGUGCCAGUGGCUUUAGGCUAAGUUAACAUACGUAUAAAUGUUUACUAAGAUAGGAGGUAUAAGCGUGAAAUGACGUAGAUGAAGUACGCCGUGUUCGAUAGCCAAGAAAUAAAUAACUCACUGUCAGCUUAUCUACACGUCACCGUACGAGUACGCUGUUGCCGCCAUGUCUGCCUGUGAAACUAAAAUGAUCAUAUCAUUUCAUAAUGAUUGUAUCACAUUAAAGUGCUUGAAGCCUGUAACUUUCUAACAUGAGUGGAAAGUAUUUACUUACACAGAUGGACAUGGUCAGAUAUUGUGUCGGGCACAAUGUGUACUUGACUGCCUAAGAAAUAGGACUAGAUAACAUGUGAUGCUAGGACCGCGUCUCCUGACACAACGACAAACAUCAACUGUUGAAAUCUCGUAGUGUAAUGGGUUCAUUUUAAACGCGUCGAAGAUGUCCGUUCUGUUGAUGACGUGGUGAUAUAAUCCAUAAUUUUAAAGGACGUGAGAGAUUAUAUUGGAAUCUAUACAGAAGUAAAUAAAUCAUGUUCCAUUGCAAGCAGCGGUAAAAUUACAAGAGCAAAAAAAUAAUAUACUAUGUUAAUAAGAUACGCUGAUCCUCGGUAGUGACUAUGAUAAACAAUGAAGAAUCAAUAAAACGAAAAUGAACGGGAACUAGACACAUUUUUGUAUUUAAGGCUAUAAAUC
Messenger RNA from Varroa destructor (honeybee mite), 5947 nucleotides. RefSeq names its product matrix metalloproteinase-14-like. Gene Ontology annotation, biological process: proteolysis; extracellular matrix organization; collagen catabolic process. NCBI's taxonomy places the organism in Eukaryota, Metazoa, Arthropoda, Arachnida, Mesostigmata, Varroidae. Gene Ontology annotation, cellular component: extracellular matrix. The record is from RefSeq and is a predicted model, not a curated record. Gene Ontology annotation, molecular function: zinc ion binding; metalloendopeptidase activity.